Molecule: messenger RNA, 930 nt
Organism: Lutzomyia longipalpis
Lineage: Eukaryota; Metazoa; Arthropoda; Insecta; Diptera; Psychodidae
Gene: SelT
Product: thioredoxin reductase-like selenoprotein T homolog CG3887
Exons: 2
Coding region: 1-609 (202 amino acids)
Biological process (GO): cell redox homeostasis
Cellular component (GO): endoplasmic reticulum membrane
Molecular function (GO): thioredoxin-disulfide reductase (NADPH) activity
Source: RefSeq, a predicted model, not a curated record
AUGAAUUCGAUUUUUCAGAAGAAUUUCACGCUAAUUGCAGCUGUAAUUUGUCUAGUGGCCAUUGUACAUGUAUUUCCAGCUGAUGCAAAUUCAGAAAAGACCAUUCCCAUCUCAAAAUUCAGCCAAAAUGUUGCACCCACAAUGACUAUACUUUAUUGUUACUCCUGUGGCUACCGGAAGGCCUUCGAUGAUUACGUGAGCAUCCUCAAUGAGAAGUAUCCGGAGAUUCUCGUCCGGGGCGCAAACUACGACCCAUCGGGGUUCAACAUGCACCUCUCGCGGAUUGUCUUGCUCACCAAGCUCAUCCUCAUUGUCGUGAUUGUGUCGUCAUUCGAUCUUUUUGGCUACCUCAGACAACCAAUUCCCGGAUGGUGGCGAUGGUGCAUUGAGAACAAAAUCUACGCGUGUAUGAUGAUCUUCUUUGUGGGAAAUAUGAUUGAGGCACAACUCAUAUCCUCAGGAGCUUUCGAGAUUGCCCUCAAUGAUGUCCCCGUGUGGUCAAAACUACAAACGGGACGUAUUCCUGCUCCACAGGAGCUCUUUCAAAUAAUCGAGAGUCAUUUGCAGUUCAACGAUAAACUAGAGCAAAAUCCCAACUAUGUGAAAUAGAUGAGGGGGUGUACACAGUACUGACCUCACCCCUCAAUCUCACCCUGGUGUCCUCAUCGUGUGUGUGUCGUGGUUAAAGAAACAAACGGUUAUUUAUCUUUGAGAGAAGAGUGGCAUAGAGAAGAAUCCUGCGAAGAAAAUUUUAUGUAUGUAUAAUAUUCUUUCUUUCCUUUCUUGGUAGAAUCAUCCCCACAUAUUUUCCUUUUUCUUUCUUUUGUGUAAAAAAUAAAAUAAAAUAAAUCCCCGUGGAUGGGCAGUUAAAUCGCGUACUAAAGAUUGUUUUAUGAUAUUGAAUAAAUAAUGAUAAAAGAGUAAUACAAA